Molecule: messenger RNA, 9498 nt
Organism: Sitodiplosis mosellana (orange wheat blossom midge)
Lineage: Eukaryota; Metazoa; Arthropoda; Insecta; Diptera; Cecidomyiidae
Gene: Pkn
Product: serine/threonine-protein kinase N
Exons: 16
Coding region: 4994-8683 (1229 amino acids)
Biological process (GO): protein phosphorylation; signal transduction
Molecular function (GO): protein serine/threonine kinase activity; ATP binding; small GTPase binding
Source: RefSeq, a predicted model, not a curated record
AAAACGUAUAAACUGCGAAAGCUGUUCAUCGGAGAUUGGAUCCAUGCGAAUUCGUUUCUUUAGUUUAUACUCUGUUUUUGACGGCUGCUAUCGUCGAAUCGUUAUUUAUUGCUGAAAAAAUUACCACGAGUAUUGUCCAUCAAUCACAUAAUAGCAGAGCUUUAAUGUAUUUACUCCAUUUUCGGGCUUGAAAACAUUUCAUUCAAUUUGAUUGGGAAUGAAUUAUAACAAGCAUUUCAUUUCAUCUAUAUGUAUUGAAUGAUAAAAUAUUUUACGGUGCCUGAGAAAUCAUUUUAUUGUGAAAGAUUCAAUGUCACAUCACAAAAAGCUAUGAAAAUGCCCAAAAAAGAUGAAGUGGACUUUUAUGUUGCCCAUUUUUUGAUUAAAUACCAAAUGAUAUAUUCGUGCACUUGGCGCGUUGCUGGUGAUGCCGCUGAUGCGGCUGCUAUUCUUGACCCAAUCGGCAAACAAUCGUUUUCGGCGAACGACGUACCACGGUCACUGGGCCAACAACAACACAAAUGCGCACAUUUGCCAUUGGAUCGAGUGAAAUUUGAAAAAAAAAAAAUAUUAAAACUUAAACGCCUGCGCGUUAUUCUUCACAGCACCUACUUUAUAAUCACGCUCUAAUUUCAUGACACAGAAAGGAAACCGAGAGAAAAAAAUGGGGAUUUUUUUUUCUUCUAUGAAAAAGUGUCGGUUUGAUUUGUUAUUUGUCGUGUCUAUGUUUGUGCGACAAUAGAGGUCGACCGACCGCCGAAAAAAAAGAUCUAACUGACUCUAUGAACUUUUGAUUGUCAGUGUCGCGUUGUGUUUUGACGUAUUUAAUUUUAUGUCUGCAUAUAAAUUCAGCGCGAAUUAUGUUUCAGCAUUGCGCCCAGUGAAAUUUUCUGUUAUCGCACGCGUGUUUGUAUGUAUCUGUGUUUGUGGGAACACUAAGUGCCACAUGAAAAAAAAACAUUCAUGCAAGAUUUCUUUCAGCUCUAUUUAUUUCAUUUUUUUUACAGCUACAUAUACAUAUAAUAUAAAAAUAUAUUUUAUUCUGUUAUGUUCAGCAUAAUAACAUCGACUCUCUAACAAUGGUGACAGUUCGGAUCACUUUUGUAAUGUCGUAUCCGGCGUCAAUGCUGUCGUAUAGUAUCUAAUUCGUUGCCUCAGAAAUUUCAACGCGCUCAGCACCGAGUCGAUGUUAUUUGCUUUCAUAGAAAUUAGUUUGAAAUAGAUCGAAAUGAGGCUAUCAAAAAUUAUUGUUCAGUGAAGAGAAGUGCAUUUGCUGGCGAUUCAGUGUCCGUGACAUUGAAUUGUCAUUUCUUCUUGGCGACUUGGCAAACGUUUCGUUUCACUGAAAAACCCUUAUGGAAAGAGAAAAAAAAAGAAAACUUUUCUACUGAAAUCGAUUGGUCCAUUCGUUCUGGGUAGAGAUGGAGUGCCAAAAGAGAAAGCGAAACCGGAGAGUGUAUCGUUCCGUUUGACAAUGUUGCAGACAAUGAAGAGGAGCAGAAAAUAUCGACAUUACGUUCAUUCGAACGGUUUUUCUCUGUGUGUAAAAACGGUUAGUUUGCAUUUGGCCGAUUGUCGCCUUAAAUGAACGCAUUGUUUAGCAUUGUGCGUUGUGAUAAUCGUGCGAUUGUUUCAUUCUCCAUUGGAAAAUUGAAAUUGGUUUUUGCAUGACAAUGUCCGCCUGAAAAUUAAAAGCGGAAAUGUAUUAACAUUUUAUCGAGGCGACCAUUUCAAGCCAACACGUUGCUAGAACGAGUGUUUGGUUCAGAUGCGUUUGUAGUAGAUGUCUACCGAUGAAAGGGAUGUGUACCAUAUCGUAUAACACCGAAGGCAAAGCGUGCAAACAUUGAGAACUGUAAACCGAACCAUUUUCAAGGCCAAAUUCAUUGAAUGCCGAAGCGCGCACGCACACACACACAAUCAACGAUUCCAUUUGAAUGCAUAUCAUGUGAUAACUGAAAAAUUUCAUUUAGAAGUGCACACAUUGUUAUGCAAACGAAUGGCUGUCAUUGGGUGGCAGCGAGCGUUUGAAUGGCUUUGCUCCACAAACGGAAACGAAAGGAGCAAUAUUUCGCUCACUUUUCGAAUCAUGUGUCAAAUAUCGUAAUGAAAUUGCGCUGAAUAAAUUGAACAUAUCCAAUUAAAAAAGAAUAACCAUCCGCGGUGAAAUGUGCCGUCGCUCGAAAUGAAAAAAAAAUGCGAAAUGUGUUUGACGAGCGCACGCGGUUGCAAACAACCGACACAUCAAUUAAUUGAAUUCAAAUGAAAUGUGAAUUUCAACAAAGAUUCGAUUAGUAACGGCUUUAUGAAUUUAUGCUGAUAAAGAAAAACAUUGUUCGUAGUUUAAGGCAGCACAUUUCCACAGUGAAGCGAGUGCGCACCACACAGAGUGUGAAAGAGACCACAGAGCGAACAAGGGAGAGGGCGAGAGAGAGAGAGAGCGAUAGAAAGAGAAAGAAAGAAAUAAAUGAGGAGGAAAAAAGUGCUGAUAAAUCCAACCGAUUAUCUGACACACUUAACUGUUGUGUGUUAUGAACAACAUUUUGUGUACCGUUUCAGCGCGCGCAAACAUGUUCGCCUCAUAUUCACCAAAUAGAAAACCAAUUCAUAUGGAAACGCACACACAGCGCACACAAAUGUUGUAAUUAAAUUAUCGUUUGUGUCAUCGCCUGUAACAUCGGGCAUUCACUUUUAUUCAUUAUGUCUGCGUUUGAUUAGUGUGGCAGGCGUAAACGCGCGCUCACGCUCUUCAUGUGUAGAGAAAUAUGUGUGUGCGAUUUUUUUUCUUGUUGUUUUCUUUUUCUGUUUAUUUGAAAAGCUGACAGAAUUAGAAGCGAAUACAUGAGAGACUCUGAUGAAUUACACGCAGAAAUAAUGAUUGGCACAUUGAUGACAUUUGAUAUUCCGUUUGCCUCUCGCUUCUCUCGCUGAGGCGCCCGUCGAUUUUUUCUUUCACCCGAUGUUUCAGGUUCAUAUUAUUUGAAUAAAUAAUUUUUUUUAAAGCAUUAUUUAAGUGUUGGCCGAAUCGUCUCGUUCGAUGGAUUUAUCGUUAAAUAAUUAACACAACGACUAAAACAGUCCAUUCACUCACUCAUUGGUUUUUAUUGCCAAAUUUGGAUAAGAGCUGAUCAAGAGAUUGAUUUGCGACGACCAUUUCGGUCGCUAAGCCAAAUUGCUAUAUUGUUGUUCAACUCAAAACUGCUCAAAAUGCGAAGCGAAACAAAACGUACACCGUAUCAAAAAUAAACACAUCUAUUUUGUGUAAUGAACUUUCUUGUGAAUGUGUCUGGUCGUUUUGUCGUUUGCGAUUAUGCUGAUAUUGUGUUUUGUGGAUUAUUAUUUUUUCGCAUACGGUAGAUCGUACACAUACGCAAGCACAUACAUAUAACCAUGUCUAAAAAUGGUCGCAUAAAAGGAGAUGAAGUGAACUCGAAAAAAUGCUUGAGUACGGACGAACAAAGUGGAUUUUUUUUGUCAACUUUGGAGCAUCUAUAAUGAAAUCUGUUUUUUGUGUGUUGUCGUCGUCGUCGUUGCUUUUGUUUUUGGUUUGGUUCAGUUUGGUUUGAUUGAAGAGAGCGUAGGACAAAGCCGGAGCUUGCAUGCCGUAUAAGCGUGUUAUCCGUUAUGUGGCAUGGCAAUGGCAAUGUGCCGUGCCAUUCCAUGUGCUUACUGUGUAUGCUAGUGGCCAAUGUGUGUGAUUUUCUUGUUUUUGUUGCUACUGCUACUGCUGCUACUGCUGAUUUAACAUCGUUAUUUUGGAUAUGCCCGUUGUGCGCGUGUAUGUGUGUGACACAUCGUCAGCUGUGCCGGGAGCGAUAGCACACAUUCCGAUAGUGAUUUUUUCCAUGUUGCAUUUUCAUCACACAUACGAUUUAUAUAUAUAUAUAUAUACAUUUUUCGCAUCGACUACGUUGGUGUCUCAGUGGCAGCUCCCGAUGUUUUGGAACUCCAUUAUCGAAUUGACGGAAGCCAGUUUUGAGCGCACAUAGCGAACGUGAGAGAGAGCACGCUCAGCAUACAUUCAUUAUGGUUUCUUGGUUAUUUUGCAUGUGUGCGCAAACGUGCGCACCAAAUCAAAAUACAGAAGAAAAAAUAAACAGUACACACUGCUAAACGUAUUUGUUUGGAAAUAUACUCUUCUCAUUGUUAUUUUAGUAGCAUAAAGCUUUGAUUAUUGCCGUCUCAAUAGCCGCUGCCAACUUACUUCCACUCACUUAUUUGAUUUAUUUAGUUUGCGCUGCUCCAUUGGCCCAUUCGCAUAAAGAUCACACGUCGGGCCACACACACGAAAAAGUUAUAAUAAUAACAACAACUUUCCCACUUGUUUCGGUCAAAUUGAAUCAUUUUUAUGGACGUGCACUCAUUUCAAGAAUUCAUAUUUUGUCGCGCUUUCGUAGUUCAAAAUUUGCAGAACAAAAUCAACGACGACGACGACGACAACAACAACAUCAAAACAAACGAGAUAGAAUUUGAAGAAGACAACAACAGCAACAACGACGAACGGAAAAAAAUACGCGAAAUCAUGCAUGUUCCAAAAUCAUUGUGAUGGUCGAACGAAAAACGAAACAAAGAAGAAGAAGAAGAAGCAGAUUUCAGUUAAUUCACGUUCGCAAAUGCAAAUAUCACACAGUAUUUGUCGCGUCCGGUAUGAUAUCGCAAGUGCGAAACGCUUGAGCUGUGUAAUACUUGUCUGAAUAUCGAUUAAGUUUCCAUUGAAAGUUUACAUUUUACGUAUCUUAAAUACGAAUGAGUGACUUGGGUUUUUGUUUGUUUUCAUUCGUUGUAUAUGAUUAUUCAUUUUAAAUGUAAACACAACGGUGCAUAGAGUGAACUGAAAGCGUUAUUCGCGAAUAUGGUUGCAGCUGUUGCUUAAUUUUUGCCGCCAUCGUCAAAAAUAUCGAUAGGCGAAAGCAAUUUCGCCCUAAAGCGCGUGCAUUUCAAGUAGAAACGAAAAAAAAAACGAGAAGAAAAUAGUCGUCAAACGUGAUGAACAAUGGAAUACUAUCGAAGUAGCGGACAAAAGUCAUUGCUCAAGCAUAAAAGUGUUUUCCUAAAAUGCAUUCAUACCGAUCAUCCAUUACAGGGUGAUUAUAUAAAACAUCCAGUUUUAUAUGAAUUAAGUCACAAAUAUGGUUUCACCGACAAUCUACCGGAAAGUGCACUUCCCAAUCGCCUGGAGGAGAUCAAAGAGGCGAUCAGACGAGAAAUCCGAAAGGAAUUGAAGAUCAAAGAGGGUGCUGAAAAACUGCGUGAAGUGACAACAGAUCGUCGCUCAUUGUCUGACGUGGCAUCCAUUGUAAAGAAAAGCAAUAGUAAAUUAGCCGAACUCAAAUCCGAGCUGCAUGAACUCGAAAGUCAAAUAUUACUGACGAAGGGCAACACUGUAAGCAAUGGCCAAGAAGCUCUAGAAAGGAAAGAUGACACACCAAAUGAUAAGCUGCUGACAUCGCUGGAGAAGCAAUUGAAUAUUGAAAUGAAGGUGAAAAAUGGCGCCGAGAAUAUGAUCCAAUCAAUAAGUGGCGCACAUCACGGACGUGAUAAAAAACUAUUAGCAGAAGCUCAACAAAUGUUAGCCGAUUCAAAGGCAAAAAUAGAAUUUUUGAAAUUACGAAUAUUAAAAGUGCGCCGCAAUGGUCAAUCCAGCAAGGUAACUGAUGAAAACGGUGAUAGCAGUGGCCGCGAAUUGGAAACAUCACUUGAAGAGCGUAUCGAAGAGCUCUUACAUCGUUUACGAAUCGAAGCAGCUGUUGUCGCUGGUGCCAAAAAUGUGAUACGUAUUCUACAAAAUAAUAAAGUACCCGACAAAAAAGCACUUCAGGAGGCUCAAGAACGAUUAUCUGAAUCGUCACGAAAGUUGGAUUUGUUACGAUAUGCGUUGGAAAUGCGACGUCAAGAUUUCCCACCGGAUUCAACGGUUGGCCAGCAGCUAAAACGUGAGCUACAGCAUGUGCAGGCGUCAAGCCCCGUACCGGCUGCAUUUACAUCGUUGCAACCGUUUCGUGUUGGUAUCGAGGGCAAGCAUUGUCCGAGUGUAUCAACGAUGGGCCGAUGUGCAUCGAUCACUGGCAAACUUGAAGUAAGACUGAUGGGUUGUCAAGAUCUUUUGGAAGAAGUACCUGGCCGUUCGCGUCGCGACAAAGACAAUAGUUCGAGUCCCGGUGACUUGCGAAGCUUUGUAAAGGGUGUAACCAGUCGCAGUUCAUCGAAAAGUUACAGUGUCAAAGAUGAAACAUCGUCGGAAAUCAUGGCCGUCAUAAAAUUGGAUAAUAUAACGGUGGCGCAGACAUCGUGGAAACCAUGCUCGCAACAGGCUUGGGAUCAACGUUUCUCCAUCGAUUUAGAUCGAUCACGUGAAUUGGAAAUUGGCAUCUAUUGGCGUGAUUGGCGUUCAUUGUGCGCCGUGAAAUUUUUGCGCCUCGAAGAAUUCAUCGAUGACAUUCGACAUGGGAUGGCAUUGCAGCUGGAGCCAAAAGGUUUGCUGUUCGCUGAAAUUAAAUUCUUGAAUCCAAUGAUCUCACGAAAACCAAAAUUACAACGGCAACGUAUGAUUUUCAAUAAGACACAAGUGAAAAAUAUGCCACGUGCAAAGCAAAUGAAUAUCAAUGUUGCCACAUGGGGUCGACUUUUAAAACGGAACACACCAUCGAUACAAAGUCAACAGCGUGGCAAUGAGCCAUCACAAAUGUCGACCGUUAGCUCGGCAUCGACACCAACUGAAACGACCGCAUCAACGGUGCAACCAUUACAAUUAGUUUUCGAGACAUCACCAGAUGAUAUUGAGCCGGUGUUCACCGUCGGUGAAGAUCCAGAUAUUAACAUUGCCGGUUUAAGCGGGGCAAGACCAUUGGGUAUGCAUGGUGUAACCGCCCUACCGCCAGACAGUCCACAGGUUGCACCGCCACAGCCACCGCAACACAAACCAAGUCCAAAUAACAAUGUUUUGCCACCGAAACCAGCACAUUUAGCAGCACAGGCGGCGGCAGCAGCAGCUAGUAGUUUUAGACAAAUCAAACCUCCGAUGCCUUCACCUCCACAAUCAUCACCACCCAUAUUGAAAGCCGAUCAAGAGCGCGCUCCGCAAACGAUUAUCCCGACAACACCGCCGAUUCCGCAGCAACGACCUCAAAUCCUAUUCUCGUCUGAAGUGUAUCAUCGUCCAGUAUUAUCGUUGCCACCGGUUGUUCUAAUGGGAGGAGAUAAUAGCCAAUGCUAUAUAACCAGUCGAAAUCGUAACUCGUGUGGCCCAUUGCAUAUAUCAAUGCCAAGUCCAAUUGUUGAAAUGCCUCCAUCGCCCGCUCCAAACACAUUGAUGUCGUAUGUCGAAUUUCCGGACGAUGAAGUCGAUGAUGUUAAAAUUAUAGACGUGCAUAAUAUCGUCGAGAUCGUUCAACCGUUUGAAAAUUUGAACGUAAAUAAUAAUGCUCAAUAUGUGUCACAGCCACCGAUAGUGCAGCAACCAACGACACCACAAUACAAUGCGGUACAGCAGUUGUAUCCACAGUUGCCAACCGCAGCCGAUAUUCCGGCAACGAUUCCAAGCCAAACGGCAGCCACCACACAAAAUCGGCGUCCACAAGUCGCACGUAAUCUACAAUACAAAGACAAAGACAAUUCAUUCGAAAUACAGCAGCAGCAACAGCAACAGCAACGCCAACAGCUACCGACCGUACAACUCAUUGGUUUCACCAUUGACCAAUUUCGAUUGCUUAGCGUUCUGGGCAGAGGUCAUUUCGGCAAAGUUAUACUGUCACAAUACAAAAAAACUGGCGAAUAUUUUGCAAUUAAAGCACUUAAAAAGGGCGAUAUCAUUGUUCGAGACGAAGUUGAAUCGUUGCUCAGUGAAAAGCGCAUUUUCGAAGUGGCCAACACAAUGCGUCAUCCAUUCUUAGUCAAUUUGUUUGCAUGCUUCCAAACCGAGCAACAUGUGUGUUUCGUCAUGGAGUAUGCAGCCGGUGGCGAUUUAAUGAUGCACAUUCAUACCGAUGUGUUUAACGAACCUCGUGCCGUGUUUUAUGCAGCGUGCGUUGUGCUCGGUCUUCAAUACUUGCAUGAAAGUAAAAUUAUCUACCGUGAUUUGAAGCUUGAUAAUUUGCUGUUGGAUACCGAAGGUUAUGUGAAAAUUGCCGAUUUUGGUCUGUGCAAAGAGGGCAUGGGCUACGGCGAUCGAACGGGCACAUUCUGCGGUACACCUGAAUUUUUGGCACCAGAAGUGCUCACCGAAACAUCUUAUACACGGGCGGUCGACUGGUGGGGUCUUGGCGUACUUAUAUUCGAAAUGCUUGUUGGAGAGUCACCAUUCCCCGGAGAUGAUGAGGAAGAAGUCUUCGAUUCAAUUGUUAAUGACGAAGUUCGUUAUCCACGAUUCUUGUCAUUAGAAGCCAUUGCAAUUAUGCGUCGAUUACUCCGUAAAAAUCCAGAACGAAGACUUGGUUCAUCUGAGCGUGAUGCAGAAGAUGUGAAGAAACAGGCCUUCUUCAGGCACAUUCUAUGGGACGAUUUGCUACUUAGAAAAGUUAAACCACCAUUCGUACCAACUAUUCGACACAUGGAAGAUGUUUCAAACUUCGACGAAGAGUUUACAUCAGAGAAGCCACACCUAACGCCGCCAAAGGAGCCGCGUCACAUGACGGACGAGGAACAGGCAUACUUCAAAGAGUUUACUUACACGGCCGAUUGGUGUUGAAACUAACAUUUAGAUAAAAUUAGUAUUUAUUUUGAAUAUACGAAUGAAUGGGGUAGCUCGGAAUGGUUUCAAAUGUCGAAGAAGGGGGAAAAGCAAGCAAGCAAGAGAUAAGACAGAUUGACAGAGCGAGUGAGAGAGACAAUCGUUGCACGGUUUUCAAUCAGUUGUCAAUUACAAAUUGAUAUGACUGACGAACGACUGAUUGAUUUGAAGACGAUGGUAUAAAGAUAGGGUAUGGCGGGAGAUUAUGUUAAUUUCAUGAAACAUUUAAUAUAUUUAUAUGAGAAAUAUUUUUCGUAAAAAUCUAAACAAACAAGUUGAAAAAAAAAAUCAGACACACGCGCGUUUUGAGUUGAGUGAGAUUGAAAUUUGGCGCAGUGGCGUCGACAUACACAUACACACACCCACGUAUGCAGGCAGCAAAUUUAGAGCAGCAACGAUAGGUUUUAGUGCUAUAAUCUAAAUGCGAAAUGGAAUUGAUGCGAAAUAAUUAUUGUGAAUGCGAGAAAAAAAAGAAGAUGAAGAAGAAGAACAUAUUUUUUAAUUGAUAUACCAAUCAAAAUUUAGAGCCGAAACACUUAGAAAAUGGUUUUUGUGAUUUUUGUUGUGUGUUUGAUUUUUUCCUUUCUGUUGUCGUUUGAAAGCAGCGAAAAAAGCACGUAGUAAUUGAAAAGAAAAUGGCUUCGAAGCGUCUGUAUUGCAUGUUUAUUUGACCAUCCAAUUGUAAAGAUUGUUUUUUUUUGUUGUCUCUCGAAAUUAUACUAUUUAUCAGAUGGAAACAAUGUUAAUUAUGAGAUAUUGAUUCUUGAGCUGAA